Messenger RNA from Lithohypha guttulata, 360 nucleotides. RefSeq lists its product as uncharacterized. The transcript is spliced from 3 exons. The record is from RefSeq and is a predicted model, not a curated record. Lineage: Eukaryota; Fungi; Ascomycota; Eurotiomycetes; Chaetothyriales; Trichomeriaceae. The coding region runs from base 1 to 360 and encodes 119 amino acids.
AUGCCUCAGGAUCUGCCACCCGUCGGUGGCUACGAAGCCAUCCAAUACAAACGCAAUCUGCCUGCACGAGGUCCUCAACCUGUGGUAUGGAUGAUGGGUGUCUUUGCAGUCAUGGGUUAUGGAUGGUACAAGCUUGCCUAUGGUCAGCGUGAGAAGCUUGAAUUAGCACGGGAGAAGAUGUGGAGUAGAAUACACCUUACACCUCUACUGCAGGCGGAAGAGGAUCGAGAUCAGGUACGAAGGUGGUAUGCGGAUCAGGCACGAGAGAAGGAACUACUGGGAACACAAUCGAGUCCAAUCAUUGCCGACAGAUUCGUACGGCCGACAAUAUCAUACUCCCCUGGUCUGACGAAGGACUAA